GAGCUCAGCCAGCUAAUGCAUGUCUCUUAUGAGAGGGUGGCAGUGUGAGUAGACUAUAUCUGUAUCUGUUUGAAAGCAAAGACAGACAGAGAGAGAGAGGCGGCGUAUAUCUUCUCCUCUUCUUUGUCCCUCCUCCACCAUAGUACUCCUCCUCACGCCGCAGUCGGUCUCUCCUCGCAUCCCGCCGCAAACAGGAUGACUCACAACAACCUUCACUUCACCCUCACCUUCAUUUAACCCAGCCAGUGUGUUUUCACACACACUGCGCCCCAUUUCUACAUCCAUUCCCCGCUGAAACGGCAGCAGCAUGAUGCCCGACACGGCGGCGGCGGCGGCCGCUGCUGCAUCAUCGGCGAGCAACAUCAGCAGCAGCAGCAGCAGCGACAGCGAGAGCUCGCGGCACAGACACCGAGCACAGGGAGACGCGGAGCGGCCAGAGCAGCAGCAGCACAGCGCUGCCCCCCAGCCCACAUCAGCGGGCGUUUUGGAUAAGCUAUUUGGGAAGCGGCUGCUGCAGGCCGGGAGACACAUCAUGUCCCAUAAAUCCUGGAUGAAGACGGUGCCCACAGAGAACUGUGAUGUCCUUAUGACGUUUCCAGACACCACAGAUGACCACACGCUGCUCUGGCUUCUGAACCACAUACGGCUCGGCAUCCCAGAACUCAUUAUCCAGAUCCGACAUCACAAACACACCAGAAUGUACGCCUUCUUCGUCACGGCCACAUACGAAAAUCUUUUACGAGGGGCUGAAGAGAUGGGACUGCAGAAAGCUGUGAAGCCGGAGUUUGGUGGCGGCUCUCGCAGUUUCUCCUGUGAGGAAGAUUACAUCUACGAGAACAUUGAGAGUGAACUCUGUUUCUUCACCUCACAGGAACGUCAAAGCAUAAUCAAAUACUGGCUGGACAAUCUCAGAGCUAAACAUGGGGAGGCCCUUCACAACAUCCACUUCCUGGAAGGGCAGCCAAUCAUUCCUGAGCUGAGGGCGCGAGGUGUGAUCCAGCAGGUCUUCCCGCUUCAUGAGCAGAGGAUUCUGGGACAGCUGAUGAAGUCAUGGGUGCAGGCCGUGUGUGAAAAGCAGCCACUGGAUGAUAUUUGUGAUUAUUUUGGCGUGAAGAUUGCUAUGUACUUCGCCUGGCUGGGUUUCUACACCACAUCUAUGUUGUAUCCAGCUGUUAUUGGCUUUGUAUUGUGGAUGCUCACAGAAUCAGAUCAGACCAGCAGGGAUAUCUGUUGUGUGGUGUUUGCUCUAUUUAAUGUGGUGUGGGCCACGUUGUUCCUGGAGCGCUGGAAACGCAGAGGAGCAGAGCUCGCCUAUAAGUGGGGUACACUGGACACCCCAGCUGAGUCACUGGAGGAGCCCAGACCACAGUUCAGGGGUGUGAAGAGGUGCAGUCCUGUGACGGGCUGUGAAGAGUUUUAUUACCCACCAUGGAGGAGGAGAGUGUUCAGAUGGCUGGUCAGCUUUCCCGUCUGUAUAUUAUGCCUUUGCUUUGUAUUUCUGGCCAUGCUUGUCUGCUUUGAGCUUCAGGAAUUUGUGAUGGGGAUUAAGGAGCUUCCACGUGUAGCAAGAUUCAUCCCUAAAAUCAUGUUGGCCAUCACUGUGACGGCGUGUGACGAGGUGUACAGAAAGAUCGCCUGCUGGCUAAAUGACAUGGAAAACUACAGACUCCAGAGUGCCUAUGAGAAAAAUCUCAUCAUCAAAAUGGUUCUUUUUCAGUUUGUAAAUUCUUAUCUCAGCCUUUUCUAUAUUGGAUUCUACCUCAAAGACAUGGAGCGUCUGAAAGAGAUGCUGGCCACACUGCUGAUUAUCCGGCAGUUUGUGCAGAACAUGAAGGAAGUCCUGCAGCCCUACCUGGCCGAGCGGCACCGAUUGGGUGAGCUCACGCUGCGGGCCGUUUGGGAGCUGCUGGUAUCUGCGCUGCUCAAGUACGGGCGCCUCGCAGCAGGCCGAGCGCAGGUGUCGCCCAGCGACCCCACCGUGCUCGGGUCAGGCCUGCACGGGCCACAAAUGGGCGAGGAGGGCCCUCAGGAGAGACGAGAACGCAAGUGUCUGAACGGUGGCUGUGGUGUCCCAGAUGAGGAUGUGGAGGAGGAGCCUGGGGAGAGGCACAGCGAAGAAGAGAACGAAUCGGAGAGCCUCAUCGACUGCGGCCUGAAGCUACGGAAGGUCAGUUUUAUUGAGAAGGUGGAGCGUAAGUCCGCAAGCUGCGUCAGCCCGGUGGACGACAGCUUCCUGGAGGAAGGGAGCCCCACCAUGGUGGAGAGGGGCAUGGAUCCUGCCUCAGUUUUCGAGAUGUGCGAUGAUGAUGAAGAAAACGGGGUUCAGGAGAUGAAGGAGCUGACAGCCGAGCCGCUGCCAGCGGGAGUGGAGAACAGCACGUCAGUCAGGCUUAGGAAGAGGGGGCGGAGCUUAGAGAGGGCUGACAGUAAGACCAAGAGAGAUUCAUGGAUGGAUCCUCCUGAGGAGCAGGAAACCACAACGCUAACACAGGCCGAAAUGGAGAGCUGCAUGCAAACAUACCAGGACACUUUUCAGGACUACCAGGAGAUGUUUGUUCAGUUUGGAUAUGUGGUGCUCUUUUCCUCUGCCUUCCCAUUGGCCGCCAUGUGUGCCCUCAUCAACAAUAUCAUUGAGAUCCGGAGCGACGCGUUUAAACUGUGCACCAGCUUACAGAGACCUUUCGGCCUGAGGGUGGGGAGCAUUGGGCAAUGGCAGACAGUGAUGGAAGCCAUGGGUCUGAUUGCCAUCAUAGUGAACUGCUAUCUGAUUGGUCAGUGUGGGCAACUGCAGAGACUGUUUCCCUGGCUUAGUCCUGAGAUGGCCAUUAUCUCCAUCGUCAUCCUAGAGCACUUUGCAGUACUACUGAAGUAUAUCAUUCAUGUGGCAAUACCAGACAUCCCCAGCUGGGUCGGAGAGGAAAUGGCCAAGCUGGAGUUUCAGCGCAAAGAGGCGUUUAAGAAGCAUGAGCGUCAGGCACAGCAACAUUUCCAGGAGCAGCAAAGGAGGAAGCGUGAAGAGGAGGAGCGGCAGCGCCAGGCGGAGUAUCAGGCCCGUCGUGAUCGAGAUGACGGCCGCUCGGACUCGUCGGGUGGUGAUCACCACCACGACAAGAGCCACAGUGGCAAAUCCAGACCAGGGGGUGGGGGAGGCGCUUCUGGAGGGGAGAAACCCAAACGUCCCAGCUCGCUUCUCGGAAACAACAAUGUCAUGAAACUAAAGCAGAUCAUCCCUCUACAGAACAAGUUUUCCUCCGGCACAGCCCGUUCCCCGCAGUCACCCACGGGUAGCGAACCCAAGCUACCAGGUUUCCUUAGUUUUAAGUUCCUAAAGUCUCCUGAGAACAAGAAGGAGGCGGCGACGGCUACCGCUAGUGCGUCAACAGCUCCUCCAGUCCAGGAAAGGGCUGAAAGGUCCCAAUCACCCAACAAGUCCUUCAAUCCUGGAAAACUCUUUAACUUUGGGAAAUCAGAAGGAGGGGCAUGUGUGAAUGGGGCUCAGCCGUCAAAACCAGGGGAUGGGGGACAGGUGCAGGACAAGCCCCCAACAAAGUCCGACCUCAACGGGGUCCCGGACGAAAUCCCAUCCCCUUGUGGAGAGAAUGGGGAGAAUGGAUCCUCAACUGAUACUGAUCCAUCAGGCCCUAAGAUGUAACCAGAAAAUGAUCUCCAGUUAAAAAAAACAGUGAGAAACUACUUAGUAACACUGAGGGUGGGAGAGUGGGAAUGUUUUAUGAGGCUGUGCAAGACUUGACCUGGAAGCUGUUAAGUAGACAUAAUGGGGAAUUCACUAAAGGCCGGGGUGUACUUCAUUUUCCGUAUUCUGCUCCGUCUAGCAAACAAGAGACCGUGGAAAUAUACUCUAUUGACACUGAACAUAGAUGUGUUUAGCACGCACGCCACCUAGUGGACUUCUCUUUUUGUACAUGCAUAAGUCAAAAAUUUGGCGGUAAGGAUUUAUGCUGAUAACUCAUUGUUCCAGCAAUCGAUUAUCGGUGCAGAUUAAUCGGUUACUGGAACAAUUAUCGGUGCCGAUUAAUCGGUAAAGUUGACAGAUAGCGAGCGUUAAAAUGUUCGAAACUUUUAAAAACACAACAAAAAAAUUGCUUGCUGCUGGAAAAAAUACACAAACAUCCAUUUUAAAUACAAAUUUGUUUUCCAUCAAUGCUGAUCUGGCGCAUUUUAUAAUGCACUCCAUUUGCAUACUACAAAUGAUAAUACAAUUGGGCAUGGCUAAUAACAGAAAUUGCAUCACAUGGACUAUUAACUAGCCAGAGCAGGACAUGGACUAGGGAAGUUUACUUUCGGCUUUAGAAUAUCUUGAGUCCACAGAUUAGCGUUGUGCAUUUGCACGUGCUGCGUGCUUUGUUUUAGCACCCGAUUCACUGAAGUAAGCGUAUCAGGUAAUGCUCAACACUAGAGGUCGACUGAAAGCGGAUUUUACCGAUAACGAGAACUAUGUUGCACCACGCUGGCUGAUAACCGAUUAAUCAACCGAUACUGAAUAAAAAUAAACAUAACACUCCAUAUAAAAUAGUGCUGAGCUUCAUUACAAAAAAACAGUACUGAAACAUGAAAAUGUACUGUAGAUUUUAAAUGAUAUAUAAAACGAUUUGGGUCAAAUCUAAUGUAAUGGAAAAAUGCUAAUGGAAAUUCCCACUGAAAUUGGAUGUGUUACUGAUUUGUUUAUGUUUCUGUUUGCUUUCUCGCAUCACUAGCUUUAAAUAUGCAACUUUGCUGGCUAAGAAAUGAAUAAAAGUGACUGGCUGGAUAUCAACUAAAGCAAAAAGACGUUAAACAUUUAGGACUUUUGUCACGUUUUAGCCGCCUGAGGUGCUACUAAUGUUAGCAUCGUUUCAGCCUUGACAGCAAACAUACUGCUGGUAUUUCUCUACUAUUGUAACAACAAAUUAAGUCAACAAAUGAAUUACUUUAUAAUAAUAUGAAAACAUUCACUGUACUUAAUACACACCAUUUCGUUGUCUAUGUUUCAAAUUCGCAUCUGAAGUAUCCCAGUGAUUCACCUUUAGAGGGCGCUUUUGCACUGUAUAAUCCUUCUCAGCCGCUCCAGAAACGAACCCUACCUGGAAAAACUAUCAGUACGGAUUUAUGCCAAUAACUCAUUGUUCCAGCAAUUGAUUAUCGUGCCGAUUAAUCGGUUACGGGAACAAUUAUCGGUGCCGAUUAAUCGGUAAAACCGAUCAAUCAGUCAGUUCUAGUCAACACAAAAUUAGUAAUGAGGAUGCCUGCGCCUUAUUUCCAGACAAAAGCUGACAGAUAGCGAGCAGUAAAAUGUUCGCAACUUUAAAAAAACGACAAAAAAAAUUUGCUUGCUGCUGAAAAACACACAAACAUCCAUUUUAAAUACAAAUCUGUUUUCCGUCAAUGCUGAUCUGGUGCAUUUUAUAAUGCACCUCAUUUGCAUAGAUAACUCAUAAUUUAAAUACGCAUGGCGCAGUGCAAUAUCGGCGCAUAUACAACCUGGUUAAGUUGGUAAACGACGCAUGGUUUCGCUACAGUGGUGCAACCGUUUAGUGAAUUCACCCCAUAAUGGUUAAUGCUUCGCUAUAUUUCAGAAGAACUUCGUAAAAAAGACCCCCCCUCCACACACACGCACACUUAUCCACACACACAUUGCCUUUUCUGCAACCCAAAUAGGAAUGCAUGAGCUGCGUUUCUGACGGUUUUUGAAGUGCAAUGUUUAAUUACUAGUCUAAAAAUUGUAACAUUUUAUUGGGUUGCCGAUAUAAAAAAAAAAACCGUACAAAUCAAUCACACAGUGCGACCUCCGAAAUAUCAUAACAACUAUAAUCUCACAAGCAGCAGUUUCAAUUAUGGGUGAUGAAAACGUUUGUACAUGUUUAAAAAAGUUGGUUUAGUAGAGCAAUAGCAACUUUACAAGCAAAAACUACUGGUGGUUUAGUACGUCCAUACCGAAUAGGCCCCGAAUGGCAAUAUUUUCAUGUUAAUUAUCAAGUGAAAAUCAAUAAUGAAAACUGCAAUGAAACAAAUGCGAAGGGUUGUGUGAUGUUGAUUAUUUGUCCGAAAUUCAUUUAUCCAUUUCACACUAUUGUAAAGCGCUGUACACAAAGGCAGCAGGAUGAGCCGGAUAGAUCGUGAAAAUUAGUGUCAUCUCCUGAAUUUGAUGGUCAUCGCAUUGCAUCUGUUUUGAACCUUCAAGCUCAAAUAUUACCUAUAGUGCAGACUUUAACCCUUCUUAACUACAUUACGUCAGAUUGGAAACUACCCUAAACUUUACUAGUGUUGAAACAAACCUCCAUACACCUCCAGUCAAACAUUUGGACACACUGAAAACCCUUUUCUAUAAAAAAGCUUCUGCUAGACUUUUUUUUUAAAUUAAAAAUGAAGGUGACUUUUAAGAAGCUUAAAUAUAACAUUUUUAGUCAGUACUUAAAUCAUAUACAUUGUUAUGUAUAUGAAUUAUACAUAUAAUUCACAUAUUUCCGUUUGUAUUACUUCAUAGUUUUGAUAUCUUUCCUAUUUUCUCAAAUGUGUUUCCAAAAUGUUGACUGGUAGUUUAUGAUGAUAAUAAUUGGCUAAUUAAAUAUUAAUGAGCCAUUUUCCUGCAAGCCAAUGUAGGCAGCCUCAUUACAUAUGAAAAUACUGUAUUUUAUUUGUUAUUAAUACACUACCGAAAUAGUCCACUGUAGCUAUUAUUAAUCUACUUGUUGCCAACUUCAUUUUAUUCAUGCCUACCUAUGUUUGUGUUUGUUUUUUGUUUUUUUACUGAAGCAAAAGUAAUAUUUGCCUCCUCUUUGCACAUAGUGUCAAGUCCUAUUGUUUUUGUGUAAAGCUGCUAAGCACGUGCUUCGGUUUGGAAAUGUGAAGGAAGCUGUAAAUGUUUUUCCAACAAACUAUCUCUGUCUGUAGAGGCAGUUUGAGUGUGUGUUUUAUCAAAGAACUACUUUGAAUGACUAAGUUUGUCCUGAGCAACUAAGGGAGGGUCUUAUCUUAACACAAUGUACUCAGCUGUUGCUAUCAAAACCCAUUACAGAAGUCACAAUGUCACACCCUAUGAGGGGUUUCUAUGAAGCAGUUGAAUCUGUGUAAAGCUGUUUAUAUUUCAGCAUAAGGUCAUGAAGAAACGAGAGGUGCCUCAUGUAAUGGAAUAUUACAUUUUUAAUUUUAAGUUUCAUAGAAAACAAAACAAACUAUGCAUUUAGUUCUUUAUUUGGUUGACAGAAUUUGCUGAAGAAGUUGUUGCAAUAAUAAUUUUGGCCUGAAUGGUAGUUUUAAUGUUUUAUGUUCUAAAUUUGUUUCGUACACGUUAAUCAAGCCAUUAAUUAUGGUUAUAGAUCAGUUUCAUUUCAUUGAUAAAUUCAUCCUUUACUACAACCAACAACAAUAUAUGGGUCUUAAAUUUUUUCCACCAAAUACUGUCUCCAGAAAAGGUCACCUGUAAGAAUGGCUUUAAAAAAGUCAAUAACUGGUAAAGAAUUGAAAGUGUUUGUUUGUAGGGGUCGUUUUCUUUUUGAAUUGAACUCUGCAAAAUGAUUGAUCUUGGUAUAUUAGAAACCAUCAGGCUGCUGUAAUGUUUCAGUAUCAUCCGUCCAUAUCAUCUCUGCGAUUCAUGUAGUCGGACCAUCGGACUGGCCUAGUAACAUUCACGUUUUGUGUUAUCGUUUAAUUUGAUGAUUCGAGUAGUCAAGCUAGAAGCUGGAAGCAUUACGAGGCUGCGUAGGUUUGUCGUCUAAGAACUGCUUUACAUUGGGUCUAACUGUGAAAUCUGAAGUGAUUGUGAUGAGGGGCCGCAGAACUCCCUCUGUGAAGGCAACCUCACAAACCUAUCAUGAGCUCUUCCAAUGUUCCACUGUAAAACUUUUCUUUAUUAAAGAAACAAUAUUAGGGAAUGGGAUUAUUUAUUUCUUUUAUUUUGUCAUAUUUUUGUAAGAAUUGAAAUGGGAUAAUAAACAGAUUUAAAUUUA
Molecule: messenger RNA, 7943 nt
Organism: Labeo rohita (rohu)
Lineage: Eukaryota; Metazoa; Chordata; Actinopteri; Cypriniformes; Cyprinidae
Gene: ano8b
Product: anoctamin 8b
Exons: 17
Coding region: 308-3652 (1114 amino acids)
Biological process (GO): chloride transmembrane transport
Cellular component (GO): plasma membrane
Molecular function (GO): chloride channel activity
Source: RefSeq, a predicted model, not a curated record